Messenger RNA from Branchiostoma belcheri (Belcher's lancelet), 1932 nucleotides. Its product is annotated as fibropellin-1-like. The coding region runs from base 1 to 1278 and encodes 425 amino acids. Gene Ontology annotation, molecular function: calcium ion binding; Notch binding. Gene Ontology annotation, biological process: Notch signaling pathway. NCBI's taxonomy places the organism in Eukaryota, Metazoa, Chordata, Leptocardii, Amphioxiformes, Branchiostomatidae. The transcript is spliced from 10 exons. The record is from RefSeq and is a predicted model, not a curated record.
AUGGCCAAGCGUCGCCUUUAUCCGACAAGUUGUAUUUUGGUUGUGCUGGCCUUCUGUGUAGUCGGGGCUACAGCAGUCCACAACGACAAGUGCUACCGACAGUCCAGGGACGCCCUGUCACAUAAGGAAGCCUCGGCAGCCUGUGUCUUCAUGGGAGGGCAGCUGGUAGACAUCAAACAGUCGCAUGAGCAGCAGAUGCUAACUGACAUCAUCCGGAACACCAACGAUGUCUCUCACUGGACUUUCAUCAAGUCAGAGACACCGACACUUCUCCACAUCGAUGGAUCUCCGAUGUCGUUGCAGUCAUCGUGGAUGGCGGAAGAUAUGUACGGCCCGUUCGACAUCUGUGUGCUGCUGGACCGAGACCAGAGUUACAAGGGAGACUUCCACGCCUACCACUGUGCUGGCAAUCCGUGCUGGUCAGGAGGGACGUGUGUGAAUGGUCCGACUGGCUACACCUGUACCUGUCCGUCUGGGACCUCAGGACAGAACUGCGAAACAGUCCACAACGACAAGUGCUACCGACAGUCCAGGGACGCCCUGUCACAUAAGGAGGCCUUGGCAGCCUGUGUCUUCAUGGGAGGGCAGCUGGUGGACAUCAAACAGUCACAUGAGCAGCAGAUGCUGACUGACAUCAUCCGGAACACCAACGAUGUCUCUCACUGGACUUUCAUCAAGUCAGAGACACCGACACUUCUCCACAUCGAUGGAUCUCCGAUGUCGUUGCAGUCAUCCUGGAUGGCGGAAGAUAUGUACGGCCCGUUCGACAUCUGUGUGCUGCUGGACCGAGACCAGAGUUACAAGGGAGACUUCCACGCCUGCACGGAACAACACAACUACGUCUGCGAGUCGCCUGUGACCCCAUGCCACCCCGACGUGUGUCAGCACGGUGGAGUCUGCAAGUCCUGUUUCUCUGAGUCUCCCAUGUGUGACUGUCCUCCAGGAUACACCGGCGUUUUCUGUGAAACAGACAUAAACGAGUGUGCAUCUAACCCUUGCCAGAAUGGGGGAACAUGUCUUGAUCGUGUCAACUCCUACGUGUGUGCCUGUCGGAUUGGGUUCGACGGAGAUCUGUGUGAAAACGAUAUCGACUAUUGUGACCCUAACCCUUGCCCUACGAGUUGGACCUGUGUGGAUCAAGUUGUUGGUUUCCACUGUGAGGUUCCCCAUGGAGCGAAAGCCGCCUCUACCUUCUGCAUGGCUUCCCCCUGCGGUCCGGGGUGGACAUGUGAAGAUACCGGCCUUCGUACCGGCUACAACUGCAUCCCCGUCUCCUAACGCCGAUCGCCGAUAACAGCCCAGCCGUUCAAGUGGACUCUGCAACAUAAUACAUACGUACAAUUAAUGCUCUGUACGUACAGUUAUGAAUGAUAUCAAGCAGACUGAUUAAAAUUAAUGUCAACCUCAUACAUGAAUUAUGGCUUCACCACACCACGUAGUACCAUUUUUAUUACGGGGCAUGUGGUGAAGCCAUCUGCUGCAUUUGUUCUCGAGCAAAUGUCGGUCUUUCUAGUUUUCAAUGUGUUCACAACUUAUGGCAGACCGAGUAAAACGAGGUGCCACUCAUGACGACAUUUUUACAUACUAGCAACUCUUCUAAAUCUAUUAUAAAAUGUUAUUUCAGCUGACCUACAAAUUGAUGGACAAGUCAUAAGUUCUCUGGGUCGAAAUAGGUUAUACUACGAUCAUAUGGAUUGAUUGACAUGUCAAAGCAAAGAGGUUUAAACCUCCUUGGUCAAAGUCACUUUGAAUUCUCAGUGAUAUUUAGAAAUGGUUCUCAAUCAAGAAUUUACAAUCAAGAAGUCACUUAGAUUAAAUCCACGAUGUUGAAAUUAUAAACAAGAGUAAAAGGUAAGAAUCGCAUUUGAAUAACGAUCAUUUGCACGGCACCCUGGGUUACUUCGUUGCAGGGCAAUAAAGAAUGUAACAACU